Messenger RNA from Alnus glutinosa, 2163 nucleotides. RefSeq lists its product as uncharacterized. The record is from RefSeq and is a predicted model, not a curated record. Bases 353 to 1744 code for a protein of 463 amino acids. The transcript has 12 exons. Lineage: Eukaryota; Viridiplantae; Streptophyta; Magnoliopsida; Fagales; Betulaceae.
CGUCAAACGGCGCCUCUGUCCGAUUUUGUCCUCUAGUCCCAGGUCCAGAUAUUUCUCUCUGCUCUCCGUCGUCAUCACACAAGUGUCUUCCAUGAAGUUUGUCUGAAUCUGUUGCGUGAAGGAAACUAGGGACCAACAUUACCAAAAAUCACGCCUCUGACCUCACAAGAAGCUCGCUCUCUAAGCAGUGGCAUGGGCCUUGAGUAUACGCUGUCAGAACGAUAACAAACAUUGUGGCGUCGAUGCUGACUUCUCUUUGAUUCAACCGAGAAAAUAGGAUUGGCUCUCUUUCUCUCUCUCUUCCCCAUUGAGGCUCUGUGCCAUCUAUAUAUGUUCUAUAUAUAGCUGGCAUAUGGCUUCAGCGUCCUUGAUCCACGCGCGCUGCGGUUAUUCGCCGAGGUUUUGUGGUAAUCGAAGGAACGGGACGCGUGGACCUCUAGCCUCGUCCUCCUAUCCGCCAUCCUCUACGACGUCGUGUUCGUCGUCUUCUUCGUGUUGUUCGUCUUCGUCCUUGAAUCAUGGUCAGGGAUUGAGCUUUUCUUCUGGCACAAAUAAUAGUUGGAGACAUCAAGGCCGUAAAGCUCAAGCUAUGGGUAUCACCACCCAGGGCAACGCCGCAUCACCCAGGGGUAUUUCAAAUUCAAAAAAUGAACCUGAUCAUCUUCUUGUCCUAGUUCAUGGCAUCUUGGCGAGCCCAAGCGACUGGAUAUAUGUAGAAGCAGAGUUAAAAAAGCGUCUUGGGAGAAACUUCUUGAUUUAUGCAAGUUCAUCCAACACCUAUACUAAAACGUUUUAUGGAAUUGAGGGUGCUGGAAAGCGAUUAGCAGACGAAGUCAUGCAAGUUGUGCAAAAGACACAGAGCCUGAAAAAGAUCUCAUUUUUGGCCCAUUCUCUUGGUGGCUUGUUUGCAAGAUAUGCUGUUUCUGUUCUUUAUACACCACAUGGAUUAAGUAGUGGGGAACCUGAUGAUUCAGCCAGUUCUAUAGUGGAAAAUUCACAAACAGCAUGCUCUUCAAGACGAGGUAUGAUUGCUGGAUUGGAGCCAAUCAAUUUUAUUACCUUGGCAACUCCACAUCUUGGGGUGAGAGGGAGAAAGCAGCUACCAUUCCUCUUUGGGCUUCCCAUCUUAGAGAAGUUGGCUCCACCAUUAGCUCCUAUAAUUGUUGGCCGAACUGGUAGUCAGCUGUUCCUUACCGAUGGUAAACCCGAAAGACCACCUCUUCUUUUGAGAAUGGCAUCUGAUUGUGAAGAUGGAAAAUUUAUAUCAGCCCUAGGUGGUUUUCGAUGCCGCAUUCUUUAUGCAAAUGUAUCUUAUGAUCAUAUGGUUGGCUGGCGCACAUCCUCCAUAAGGAGGGAGGCAGAACUCUCUAAGCCCCCUCGCCGAUCUUUGGAUGGUUACAAGCAUGUUGUUGAUGUUGAGUAUUGUCCCCCAGUUGCCUCCGACGGUCCCCAUUUUCGUCCGGAAGCAGCCAAAGCGAAGGAAGCUGCACAAAAUACACCCAACACCGAAAAUACAGUGGAAUAUCAUGAAAUCAUGGAAGAGGAAAUGAUACGUGGAUUACAGCAAUUAGGAUGGAAAAAGGUUGAUGUCAGCUUUCAUUCGGCAUUCUGGCCCUUCUUCGCCCAUAACAACAUUCAUGUGAAAAAUGAGUGGCUGCACAAUGCUGGUGCUGGAGUGGUUGCUCAUGUUGCAGACAGCUUAAAACAACAAGAAUCUUCCUCGUUCAUUUCUGCCAGCCUGUAGAAUAUGAUUUUCCUGCGUCCUGGAAUGGGGCACGCUUCAUGCUAUUAGCAAAGAUGGUUGUCGUUAUACCAUUCUAAAGAAAACGACUUAAUGAAUGAAGAUAAUCAAGACUGUCGUUCAGAGUAAAUACUGGUUUCCCAUUUGUUUUUUCAAGCUUGACAUGUUUUUCUUUUCCCCCCGUUCAUGUUGAUGUAGGAUAAAUGUUGGUCAAUAAUAUUGAUGAUUUUAUUUUCCCAAUUGGCAGAAGAUAUUCGAGCCAAGGGGGAGGGGAUCUGUAAUUUUUUUUUUUUUUUUUAGUAAUACUAUUUAGUAGACUGUUAUAGGACUGUUAUACAACUUGAUAAUGUAACAGUAAAAAUCAGCCAUUGGAUCAGAGCUGAAAAAAAAAAAAAUUAAUUGAUGGUUGAUUUUCACCACCA